This is a messenger RNA of Yamadazyma tenuis ATCC 10573, 1956 nucleotides long. Its product is annotated as LMBR1 domain-containing protein. NCBI's taxonomy places the organism in Eukaryota, Fungi, Ascomycota, Pichiomycetes, Serinales, Debaryomycetaceae. The record is from RefSeq and is a predicted model, not a curated record. Gene Ontology annotation, cellular component: membrane.
AAAACAAGCACCACUACAUAUUCAUAAAUGUGGAUUCCCACAGCCAUUGGCUAUACAUUCUCGCUCCUACUAAGUGUGUGGGGCAUCCAGUUCUACAUCAACGUGUUGAAGCGCCCAAUAUACUUCCUGGUGCCGGUGGUGUUGGCGGUAUUUAUCCCCAUCUCCAUCAUUUUCCUUAUGCCACUAGAUUAUGUUCAACAUAACGCCAAAGAUGCUGUUGCGUGGCUUGACUUGCCAGAUGUCGUCAUCUUGUACUUGUGGAAGGUCAAAUACUGGACAACGUUUUUGUUGACAUGGUUGGUGUUACCGUUGCUUCAGGAAUUUUAUAAAUCAGGUCAGCACAAGGGCUAUAGCCGACUCAGAGAAGCGCUUCAGAAAAACUUACGUUUCCAAUUGACCAUUUUGGCGGUGUCGGUGGUGGGUGUGAUCUACUUGUCGUUGGAGGUGGGCCUUUCGUUUGGGCACAUGAAAUCCAUGAUUAUUGCUUUAUCACAUAUUUAUCCUUUGGUAUUGGCCCUAUGGUUAAUGGCACAUGGACUCGUCAAUAUACCGCGAGACCAAUGGACGUUUGGCAGCGUGGUGGGUAACUUGAACUUUCACUAUCUCAAGGUGCCGAAGCUCAUCGACGACUUGGAGGAUGUGAAAAUCGCCUUUAAAGAAGACAUUCUCCAAGUGCUUGUGUUGCAGAAGAACUUCACCCACGACUCAGAAGACCUCUUUGUGUUCCGUGACUGGAUCUUGGAAAUGUACCAAAACAUUCCUGAAGACUUGAAGGAGGUCAUGGAGCUCCAGUACGUAAGUGAAGCUCCUGCUAUUUCUCGCAACCAGUUGACGAGCGGGUUUAUGACGAAACUUACUGCCAGAUUCAAUUCCAACCUCCACAAGUUGGUGGCAUACGAGUCAGCUUUCAACACCCUUUAUCGUCAUGUGAUUCUUUAUGAAGACUUGUUGACCACGACCAGUGGAAGUCCCCAGUUUCGAUUAGACACUGCGUCGGACCUCGUAUCACCAAGAACAAAAUACCUCCUCCAUUGCUACGUCUACCCCGUGCUUAACCGGGCGUGGUCGAUUAUGCUCUUUGGCGCUGCAUUUGUGGUGAUCGAGUCGGAGUUGUUUCAUUCGACCAAACUCCUGCUCAUCAACAUGAUCUUUACCCGUAUCCACCACAAUUGGGUGCAAUUGGUUGUUUGUUGGUCGGUGUUUUCGCUAAUGCUUAUAUGUGCUAUGAACUCGUUGACCAAGUUGAAGGUAUUUCUGGUGUAUCACUUGGUUCCGCAUCAGCUGGAUCCGGUGUCGGCAUGUUUCUAUGCCACAUACAUCGCUAGAUUGACGAUUCCCUUGUCGUACAACUUCAUAACGCUCUUUGUGCUGCGGAAGUCGAUAUUCGAGGACUGGUUCGGGAAAUCAAUCCACCUCACGGGAUUAUUCAACUUGAUGAACAAUUGGAUCCCACGGCUCAUUGUUUUACCGGUGGUGUUAACGGUGUUUAACGUGUACGACAAGUUGAAGCGGCGGCUCGGACUCGCGUCAGAUCUUUAUGACUCGUUCGGGUUUGACGACGUAGAGGACGUGGAAAACCAGCCUCAGAAGCGCAAAGAUUUAAUCAUAGUGGAGGCCAAGCGUAUCAUUUCUCGUGAGUAUACCAAGAGAAUGGCCGGGAAUGUACGGCACUUCAACCUCCAACAAGCAGCAGACCUCAACUACAACGUGAACCGGACCCAGUUCACGGCGGCAUUAUCCAACCGGAUCGAUGAGCCGUACCACGACGAGGAGUCGCUGGGGCUGGAGCUGAUUUGGGGUCGGCUCGGGUCGCAGUGGAGUAACUUAACCCAACAGCUUCCACGAUGGCUGGACCGGGGCCUUGGCCGCAGACGUGGCAGCAGCGCCGCCUACGAAGACGAGCCGCUCGACCAGUUCGACUACGACGACGACGCCGACUCACCCAUGGUGAUCUAG